Neltuma alba is the source of this 2076-nucleotide messenger RNA. RefSeq names its product jasmonoyl--L-amino acid synthetase JAR6-like. Gene Ontology annotation, molecular function: acid-amino acid ligase activity. Gene Ontology annotation, cellular component: cytoplasm. The transcript has 5 exons. Bases 71 to 1780 code for a protein of 569 amino acids. Lineage: Eukaryota; Viridiplantae; Streptophyta; Magnoliopsida; Fabales; Fabaceae. The record is from RefSeq and is a predicted model, not a curated record.
CUCUCUCUUCUUCUUCCUCCUCCUCUUCUGUUGUUACAUGUGAGGCAGCUGCAGCUGUUGAGUCGUGAGGAUGUUGGAGAAGGAGCAAGAGUUUGACGUAGAGAAAGUGAUAGAGAACUUUGAAGCUUUGACAAAGGAUGCUGAGAGUGUUCAAAGGGAGACUCUGAGAAGGAUUUUGGAAGACAAUGCAUCAGCAGAAUACUUGCAGAAUCUGGGUCUCCAUGGAAGAACUGAUCCGGACGGCUUCAAAGCUUGUGUCCCUCUGGUCACACACAAAGAUUUGGAGCCAUAUAUACAGAGAAUCAUUGAUGGCGAGGCUUCAUCUUUUCUCACUGGAAAACCCAUCACAACCAUGUCGCUAAGUUCUGGCACUACUCAGGGGAAGCCCAAAUUUGUGCCUUGGAAUGAUGAAUUGUUUGAUACCACAUUGCAGAUUUAUCAGACUUCCUUUGCCUUUAGGAACAAAGAAUUCCCUAUACAAAAUGGGAAGGUCUUGAACUUCAUCUACAGCAGCAAGCAGUUCAUAACCAAAGGAGGCUUGAUAGCUGGAACUGCUACAACAAACCUGUUUCGUGAUCCACGAUACAAAAGCUCGAUGAAGGCGAUUCAGUCCCAAUGCAGCAGCCCGUAUGAAGUGAUAUUUGGUUCUGAUUUUCAUCAAUCUUUGUACUGUCAUCUACUGUGUGGACUAAUCUUCAGAGAAGAAAUUCAAUGGGUCGGUUCUACAUUUGCACAUAGCAUUGUCCAUGCUUUCAGAGUCUUUGAACAAGCUUGGGAGGAGCUCUGUACUGAUAUCCGAGAAGGGGUCCUCACAAACAGAGUCACUGAUCCUUCAAUCCGAGCAGUCAUGGAAAAAUUGCUCAAGCCAGACCCAGAAGAAGCUGAUCUGAUUUAUAAGAAAUGUGUGGGUUUGAGCAACUGGUAUGGACUAAUACCAGAGCUUUUUCCCAAUGCAAAGUAUGUUUAUGGGAUCAUGACUGGGUCUAUGGAACCUUAUUUGAAGAAGCUGAGGCAUUAUGCAGGAAAGCUGCCAUUGGUGACUGCAGAUUAUGGUUCUUCUGAAGGCUGGAUAGCCGCGAAUGUUAACCCGAAAAUUCCCCCAGAAUCUGCUACUUAUGCAGUUCUUCCUCAGAUUGGUUACUUCGAGUUCGUCCCUCUCACACAGAUCGACACAACUGUGGGGCUCACUGAAGUGAAGGUUGGAGAAGAAUAUGAGAUUGUCAUAACCAAUCCAGCAGGCUUAUACAGAUACAGGUUGGGGGAUGUGGUGAAGGUGAUGGGUUUCCAUAACUCAACUCCAGAACUCAAGUUUGUUCGAAGGAGCAGUCUUCUGCUAACCAUAAACAUUGAUAAGAACACAGAGAAGGAUUUGCAGUUAGCAGUAGAAGAAGCGGCAAAACUAUUAGCAAAGGACAAAGCAGAAGUUGUGGACUUCACAAGCCAUGUGGAUUUGUCGACAGAGCCAGGGCACUAUGUUAUCUUCUGGGAAAUCAGUGGGGAGGCAAGUGAACAAGUUCUCACACAAUGCUGCAACUGUCUGGACAAGUCCUUUGUGGAUGCUGGCUAUGUCAGUGCUCGGAAAGUGAAGUGGAUCGGCGACCUCGAACUCCGGCUCGUUCGGAGGGGAACAUUCCAGAAGAUUCUGGAUCAUUUCCUUGAACUUGGAGGUGCCGUUAGUCAGUACAAGACACCAAGAUGUGUAGGGCCUGCAAAUAUUGGAGUGUUGCAAAUCUUGAGCGACAAUGUCGUUAUGAAGUAUCUCAGUAAUGCUUUCAACUGAAAGAAAAGAUGGAUAUAAGAAUUAGCGAAUUCAAAGGUUGCUUUAGUAUCAUCAAAUUCUGCAAACUAAUUAAAUUUCCUAUUUCAUCUUUCCCCCCAUGUCUUUCUUUCUUUGCUUUUUCUUCUUUUUUUUUUUAUUUUUUUCACUUUCUUUUCCUUUUCCUCCCCCUCAUCAUGUUCUUGUAACAAAAUCGCCCCAGUGUAAAUGUUACUGAACAAUGUGUUUUUAACUUUUAAAUGUGUUAUAGAUUUAAUAUCUCUAUAAAAAUCUAUAACAGAUAACAUUAUUUAUGAUGA